UACAUGUAUAUAUAACAGAGUUUGAAUCUAUAAUGCCAUGACAUGAGGAGUUGUUGGUAGCUUUCUGAGCUGAUGCGGAUGGUAUCAGAAGAAAAUUCACCAUGGGUAUAUUAUUCCGGAAACAUAGUUCCACGUACACCACAACGCCGCAUGGACACAGAGUAGCCAUAAUUGACAAAAGAGGAAGUGACGUAUCAAAAGAAACAGGAGCGAUAACUCUAGCGGGCGAGCUGUAUAGUACGUUACGAUCAGGCGACACCGUGGCUGUCAACUUUCCGCUAUCAAGGCCUUGUACCUCCAAAAACCCAUGGCAAAGUAACCUGAAAAGGUACGAGCAAUUACGAAUGGUAACUGAAUAUAUGAGAACAGCGUACAAGAAUGGUAUGUUCCCCAUAUCAGUCAGUUCGCCUAUGGUAGCACGGAUGAAGAGAGCAACGUCAUGGUUGAUGAAGACAGUCGGCCGGGAAGUGAGAGAGGGAGAGAUGGUUUUAAUUGAGGAGGUGUUGGGUGAAGAAAGUAUAUUUGUGGACAGCGUGGGUAGGAACGUAAAAGACUGCAAGGCUUUGGAUGAACUGAUACACUUCUCAUAUCACGAGUCGCACGGGGAGCUUGUCAUCUGUGGGCUGAAAGGGAUGGUAGGACCUGAUAGUAUGUUCCAUCUUGGAGAACCUACUGUUCAUUCUGUUUCUCGGACGUACGGAGAUAGCGACAAAGGUGUUGACGGGAUCAAGGUGGUUUUGAAAGAACACAGGUGUACGGACAGGUGUAGAAACUUGCGUCCGAUUCCCGUAGAUGGUGUGACAGAGCGAUGUGUACCAUCAGCUCCACCUAUUCACGAAUCCUUCCCAACUUCAGAAUCUUCAUCUCCCUGUGACAUCAUUUCUACCCAGUCCCUAUCUAGCAUCAACCCUCACCCACCACCGUAUGACGUCAUCUGUGACGUCAUCACUGACCCUCCUCCAUCUUACUCUGAACUGUUUCCCAGCGCUUCUCAUUCAUCUUCUUACCUGCGCUUGAAGCAUGGGUAGGGGUGUUACCAGAGGCUUUCAUGAUUCUUUUACAUGUGACUUAAAGACAAGUACAAAGUUUGAUGCCUUAUAUACUGAGGGAAAAAAAUAAGGGAACACAUUAAAGCACUAAUGUUCCGUUAUUCUUUUCCAGGUUUCUGAUCAAGCUUUGUAUCGCACUGUUGGUGAGAAUCUGAGAAUAAAUAGAGGAAAAGUGCGAUGAAGUGGUGUUCCCUUAUUCCUUUCCCUCAGUAUACUAUUUUGCUAUUGGUUCAGUUACAUCAUGACUUGUUCAACAAAAAAGACUUUAGUGAGGAAAUCGUUAUGUUUAGCGCUUUGGUGAAACCUAUUAACACCGUUACGGUGUUGAAAAAUGUGAUGCCACAAGGGCAGAUCCUGGCACAGUAAAGGGAUGCGACUCUUCACAGCAAAAUGUGCGUUAGACGGCUGGGCUCGAGUGCCCCUGCUAAUUUAGAAACGCUUUACAAUCGCGUGUUAGAAUUGUACCUAAUGAUGAUGUGUCCUGAUCAUGCUCCAUUGCGAUAUUUGUAAUUCAUGCAAUCAUGGGUUUGCCUGGUCCAAAGUCUCUUACUGGAUAGGCUGGCAAGGAUUCUGUUUCAUAUUGAUGCAAAUACCCUCUGUAAGUACAUGUUUCAAAAUAUACGACACGUGUAAAUAUAGUGCAUAUAAAGUAAAUGACACUGAAAGAUGCUGCUUUUGUUUUUGUGUGUUAUGUUACGUAUAACA
Haliotis rubra (blacklip abalone) is the source of this 1754-nucleotide messenger RNA. RefSeq lists its product as uncharacterized. The transcript is spliced from 2 exons. Lineage: Eukaryota; Metazoa; Mollusca; Gastropoda; Lepetellida; Haliotidae. Gene Ontology annotation, biological process: protein phosphorylation. Gene Ontology annotation, molecular function: ATP binding; protein serine/threonine kinase activity. Bases 102 to 1028 code for a protein of 308 amino acids. The record is from RefSeq and is a predicted model, not a curated record.